Messenger RNA from Dentiscutata erythropus, 552 nucleotides. The record is from the annotation of a GenBank genome assembly. NCBI's taxonomy places the organism in Eukaryota, Fungi, Glomeromycota, Glomeromycetes, Diversisporales, Gigasporaceae.
AUGGCAGAAAAUAACAUUGCUAUGAAUCGAGACGCUGGCAAUAAUAUGUCACGUGGUCGCGUGUUCAUAGAUUCAAAUAAUCCUGGCAGGCAUAACCAAGUGAUAAUUAAUUCCUAUCCUUUUAUUAAAAUACCGUUUCCACCUACUAUUGACCCUCGAGAUUUAAUUACAAGAAAAGAUGAUGCACCAUCUAGAGCACCAAAUGCUUUUAUAAUAUAUCGCAAGGCAUUUGUUGAAGCUUCUAGAGCAAAUGGUUAUUCCUUGCCAAUGACUGUCAUAUCACAAAUCUGUUCUCGGUCUUGGGAAUCUGAGCCCGAAUUGGUUCGUAAAGAAUAUAAGAGAAUAGCAAAAGAAGCGGGUAAGCUUCGUGAUGAACUAUGCCCAAGGGUUGUACGUCGUAAAAAAAGAGAAAAAUGGAACGUUGUUUCCUUUAAUAAUUCUCCACAUUCUCUGCCUCAAAAAAAUGCCAGCCCGGUCAUUGAAAAUAAAAUUACUCAAAAAGAUAUAACCUCAUCUUCAAAAUCUCAAAUUAGAAACAUUUGUUCGUCUUGA